CACUAAUGAAAUCGACGGCUAAUAAUAAACAGCCUGAGUAAUGAGUGGUCGCAGCAGCAGCAGCCGCCGGCCCGAGCAGGCGAGGCGGCCGGAGCCGGGCAGCCGCAGGGAGCGGUCUCCGCAGGGCCCGUGGACGGGGCUGGCUAUGAGUUCCUGCCCCGAAGAGCAGUUCUGGGACCCCCUGCUGAACACCUGUGUCUCCUGCAAACCCAUGUGCAGCCACCGGAGCCAGCGCACCUGUGCGGCCUUCUGCAAGUCGCUCAGCUGCCACAAGGAGCCAGGCAGAUACUACGACCCCCUGCUGCGGGACUGCGUCAGCUGCGUCUCCGUGUGCGGCCAGCACCCCAAGCCGUGCGCCCACUUCUGUGACGGCCGGAUCCGGGGCCGAGGGGGCCUCUCGCCCGAGCUCAGGCAGCAGCAGGAUGGGGAGUCGGAGGCCAGGGCGGACAGCACGGGAAGGUACCAGGGAUCCGAGCACAGAGGCUUGGAGGCCGCUCCAGCGCCGCUGGUGCCCAGGCUGAGCGCGCACCAGCUGGCCCUGGUCUACAGCACGCUGGGGGUCUGCCUGUGCGCCAUCAUCUGCUGCUUCUUGGUGGCCGUGGCCUGCUUCCUCAAGAGGAGGGGCGACCAGGUUUCCUGCCAGCCCCCGGCAGGGAGACCCCGGGCCAAGCCUUCCCAAGAUCCCGCGAUGGAAGCCGGCCCCGCAACAUGCGCGCCGCCCGGCCCGGUGGAGACCUGCAGCUUCUGUUUCCCCGAGCGCAGGGCGCCCACUCAGGAGAGCUCAGCCACGCCCGAGACGCCCCGGCCCGCGGUCGCUGAGAGCCUGGGGCGCUGCCCCGGGACCGCCGCCCCGCGGUCGUGCGCGCGCGCCCCGGACGGCGGCCUCGGCCCGCUGUGCGCGCCCGCCCAGGAGGGGAGCCUGGGCGUUUGAGGGGAGGGGAAGGGAGCGAGGAGGAAGGGCCGCCUGGGUCCCGGUGCGAGCGACGUUACUCACCCAAAGUGCCCAGUAAUAAAAUCGCUUGUACCUGCUG
Molecule: messenger RNA, 1031 nt
Organism: Oryctolagus cuniculus (rabbit)
Lineage: Eukaryota; Metazoa; Chordata; Mammalia; Lagomorpha; Leporidae
Gene: TNFRSF13B
Product: TNF receptor superfamily member 13B
Biological process (GO): B cell homeostasis; hematopoietic progenitor cell differentiation; negative regulation of B cell proliferation
Cellular component (GO): plasma membrane
Source: RefSeq, a predicted model, not a curated record